AUGUCAAAACAAGUGGACCCUGUCAACGCUUCUCAAGGCAGCACCCAACCUUUCACAGACUCCUUUCUCCGAGCGACAGGAGUGGAGCUCGACAUUGAUGAGUCUACCCAGAGUACCGUUCCAUUCUCGGAGUCUUUUCUGGCGAACGCCGUCGCACAGGGCUCAAGACACGAUCUGGAUGGUCGGCCGGGUGGAGCAAACUCGCCUCCAGACUCACAAUGGAGCGAUGAUGGUGCUACGCAGAGACCAGCUUCGGCCAUACCGACCGUCCGUACAGCUUCGCCUACACCGAGCAUUAUUGCUAGCUUGACGAAAAGAACCGAAAGACGUUUUUCAAUCGCCGAUCUCGACGUUCCCGACCACAAGGGCUUCAGGCUUCUCAUCCUCCCAUCUAAGAAGAACGCUUUCCAACCUGAUCCUCACUACCAUAAACUGGAGUGGACUCGAUAUUCCCUUAAGCCAGGAGCCAGAAGAAACUCAACAGCUUGUGUUCAGUGCAUCAUCGUCAACCCUGGGCAGGAGCAGACAACGUACCAAAUUUUCAAACCCUUCAAAUGCACUCUGUACUUCCAUGCCUUUACCGACACGAUCCAUGUCAAGAACACUGACGACCAACCAUUCUGGAUCACGAAGCGGGAAACCUCUGGCGAGAUGUCAUACCAUCAUGAGGUCACACCUGUCACUUCUUUCAAUGCCGAUGUCGGCAUUUGGUCCUUCUCCACGACGCGCCAAGGAUUCGACUUUGAGGUAGCAAUCUAUCCUCGAUGCUGUGAAUUGGUCCUUCCAGAGUCCACCCAUAUGACGACAAGGUCUGGGAAGCGUCUUUGCCGACAGGUGGCGCAGAAGCUUACUAGCCUCUGCGAGGUAGUUGAGGGAAGCACAGUCCAUGUUGAAACUGCUGGACGUGUUGAGUACACGAUCGAGCGUCAGCGUACAGCCGGUACAACGAAAGGCGCGUCUGUGUUCGUUGCACACGUGUCAUUAUUUCGAGGGCAGCUUGUGGUGGUGAAAAGUCUACUUCCACCCUCAUCAUCCAACUUCUGGGACUGGAACUGGCCGAACAUAGCACGGGCAUGGGCACGCGAAUUCCACAUCCUACGGCAACUCAGACAUGCUUUCAUCGUCGAACUUAUGGGGGGUGAUGCCCGAAUCGCCUCGCUCUUCCUAAAACCCAUUGAUGCUCCUGACCUUGCUCGAAAAAAGGAUUGGCGCUACGACGGCCACUGUUGGCGCGACGGCCGCAACUAUUUUCAAGGUGAGCGCCUCGAUGCUCAGCGUAUUUUACGGGACAUGGCGGACGCUCUCAAGUAUCUUCGCGAGCAGAGGGUACUCCACAAUGACAUAAAGCCUGGAAACAUCCUGUACGCACCAGGGGGCCAUGCAACGCUGGUCGACUUCGGCUUGGGUUCAACUGGCUCGUCGUAUCGUGGUGGGGGUGGAAGUCCUUGGUAUACGCCUCCGGAGCUUCUCACCGACGGCCAACGUGGCUUCGAAGGUGAGGUAUGGGCACUCGGGGUGGUCAUGCUCUACGUUCUGGGAGCUUUGCCAAUUCCUGAUUCGUCAGGCGGCUGGAACAUCGGAAACAUCAUACAACAGCACCCUCACGAUGAUGGACGCAGAGCGCGCUCGAAAAUGAGAGGCUGGCUGGAUGUGGUGGAGUCGGAGCGAGAGGCACUUCCUAAACAUUCGCUGGAGGGUAUUGUCGCUCAGAUGCUUGCAGAAUUUCCUGAUGAACGCAUCGGAGCUGAGGAAUUGGUCAAUGAGCUCGAUCGGCUACACCUCUAA
This is a messenger RNA of Microdochium trichocladiopsis, 1785 nucleotides long. Its product is annotated as kinase-like domain-containing protein. Gene Ontology annotation, biological process: intracellular signal transduction; protein phosphorylation. Lineage: Eukaryota; Fungi; Ascomycota; Sordariomycetes; Xylariales; Microdochiaceae. The coding region runs from base 1 to 1785 and encodes 594 amino acids. The record is from RefSeq and is a predicted model, not a curated record. The transcript has 2 exons. Gene Ontology annotation, cellular component: cytoplasm. Gene Ontology annotation, molecular function: ATP binding; protein serine/threonine kinase activity.